Rana temporaria (common frog) is the source of this 2450-nucleotide messenger RNA. RefSeq names its product ring finger protein 150 (gene RNF150). Lineage: Eukaryota; Metazoa; Chordata; Amphibia; Anura; Ranidae. The coding region runs from base 312 to 1586 and encodes 424 amino acids. The record is from RefSeq and is a predicted model, not a curated record. The transcript has 7 exons.
CCCCUCAGGCUCCUCCUCCAGAACACAUGUCAUGCUGUGCGGAGUCUGGAGGAGGACACCCUCCGGUUGAACCCAAAGUAGAGGCGCAGUGCUCAUCCAGCAUGGCUCCCCGUGUGCCCCCUUGAGAUGUCAGGCCGGUAAUGUACGGCGGUGGUCGGAGCGGAUAGCAGAGAACUGAGGAGAAGGAGUAGAGGAGCGGAGGAGGAGGAGGAGGCGGCGGGGGAGCUGGCGGUAGCCAAUGAGCGCGCAGUCUCCGGCGGUGACAUAUGCAGAGGCAGAGUUGCCGUGUAGCCUGAGCUGGGAGAAGAAAGAUGGCAAUGUCUGUCAUUGGAGCGUGCCGCAGCCUGGCUCUGUCCACCUGGCUGCUCUCCUAUUGCUUCGUCCAUCUGCUGUGUAUGGACUUCACGGUGGCCGAGAAGGAGGAGUGGUACACGGCCUUCGUCAACAUCACCUACCACGACCCGGCCAGCGGCACCAACCGGACUGAGAAGAGCGAGUGCGGCCGCUACGGAGAGCAUUCCCUCAAGCAGGAUGCCUGGGGCUUGGCGGUCCUUCCCUCCCCGCAUGACAGGCUCGCCUGCGACCCCGCCACCAAGUUCCCGGUACCUACCUAUGCCGGCCGGUGGGUGGCCCUCAUCCCCAUCGGGAACUGCACGUGUAGGGACAAGAUCCGGCACGCCGCUUUACACAACGCCUCGGCCGUCCUUAUUUACAACGUGGGCUUCGGGAAUGACACCAGCACCAUGGCCCACCCAGGUAUUGAAGAUAUUGUAGCAAUAAUGAUCCCCGAGCCAAAAGGAAAAGAAAUUGCCAGCUUCAUUGAAAAGAACCUUAAUGUGACUAUUUACAUUACUAUUGGAACUCGAAACUUACAAAAAUUUGUCAGCCGUACAUCAGUGGUGUUUGUUUCCAUAUCCUUCAUUGUUCUGAUGAUCAUUUCACUGGCCUGGCUUGUGUUCUAUUACAUCCAGAGGUUCAGAUAUGCAAAUGCUCGAGACAGAAAUCAGAGGCGGCUUGGGGAUGCAGCAAAAAAAGCCAUUAGCAAACUGCAAGUCCGAACUAUUAAAAAGGGAGAUAAGGAGACAGAGCCAGAUUUUGACAACUGCGCUGUAUGCAUUGAAGGAUACAAAGCAAAUGAUGUUGUCCGAGUCUUGCCGUGUCGGCAUCUUUUCCACAAAUCCUGUGUUGAUCCUUGGUUAUUAGAUCACCGCACCUGUCCAAUGUGUAAAAUGAACAUUCUCAAAGCAUUGGGCAUACCGCCUAAUGCAGAUUGCUUGGAUGAUAUUACUCCAGACUUUGAAGGGUCUGUAGGACCACCAACCAAUCAAAUUACAGGAGCCAGCGAUGUAACGGUGAAUGAGAGUUCUGUAGGUGUUGACCCCAUUGUCCGCUCAGUGGGUCUGUUACAAGUUAUCCAAGAUGCAGAUGUACUACCACAGGUCGGCGAGGUCAGCUAUACAGCAAGCAGUGAACAGGAGCCAGUUAUCAGUAGUGACUCCGACAUCUCUCUGAUUAUGGCAGUAGAAGUGGGACUUUCAGAUGUGGAUCUUUCCACUGACCAGGACUGUGAGGAGGUGAAAUCAUGAGCAGGUCUGUUGCUGCAGUCCAAAGGAAAGACUUAGGAGAUGUGAAGAGUUCACCUCUUCUGGAGGUUGGACUAUUACAAACAAACCGUAAAAACCACUCACCAUCACCAUAAAUCUCCAAUGCACUCCAUUAUGGGAUGAUCAUGAAAAGCAAUAGUGCCAGAUGCCUGCCGCCUCCAGUCCAGAUGGAUUUUCCACGGUAUUCGUAUGGGAGCAAGUCUUCAGUCUGCAGGCUUUAUUGAUGUGGAGGGUAGACCUGGAACUAAAGUGAAAUCUCUGAUGCUGUUUUUCAAGAAAACGAGAUAUUAACUUUAUAACCUUUUGUUGUUUACCCUGUUUUGAUUAGUGUAUUACAAUCGCAAAUAUCUUGGUCCACAUAGCAGAUAUUAUUUUCUACUCCAUGGCUUUGCUGCCAAGUCAACAGGAAGAGAUCGUGAUGGUCAUGAGUGAAUGCCCUGCACUUAUCUGAAGAAGGCUAUAAUUACAGCACGGGCAUCUGUCCCAAAAGCACUCGAGAAGAAAAUGUCUUUAGAGGACUCUUGCCGGUUGCAUGUGAUCUGGCAUUCCUCAUGAACUGCAUCAAGAAUGCUAGGUACUAAAAUUACAGUUUGUUGGUUUGAGUCCUAAAAGAGUCUCAGACUUGUGUGAAUGAAAAUGCACACCAUCAAUUUACAUUUGUAUUUUAAAAUAUGUUGGUCAAAGUGUUUGACUUAUAAGAUUUAAAACAAAAAUCCUCAUAUACAUAUUGUGGGGGAAACUAUCCUUUUCACUCUUAAUCAAGAUGUAUACAGUAUUGUGCAUACACUACAGAGUGAGAUACAUUUUUCAAGAAUAAAUAUAUAUAUUUUUUCAAAAGAAAAUAUA